Messenger RNA from Paramormyrops kingsleyae, 811 nucleotides. Its product is annotated as putative coiled-coil domain-containing protein 195. NCBI's taxonomy places the organism in Eukaryota, Metazoa, Chordata, Actinopteri, Osteoglossiformes, Mormyridae. The record is from RefSeq and is a predicted model, not a curated record.
UGGACGCGGCGCCCCGGGACGGACAGCCUGUAAGCACCAUGGACAGCGCUCCGGGUCUCGCCCGGGUGAUCAUUGAAAUGCGUAACGAAAUCCAGAAACUGGAGUCUGAGAACAGGGCACUGCGGGGGAAGCUGGAUCAAAGGCCGGCCGAAGUAAACUCGGGGCCGCAUGCAUGCCAGCACAGGAUGGCAACGAUAGACAGGGCGUCCCAAGCCAGCUUAAGGCGAAAUGCGUCCGCCCCCGCACUGGAGGGACAGUAUCAGGAUGCAAAUGAUAACAUUAUAAUGACAGUGCGAAGAUAUUCCAUCUCGACCGAUAUUCGUAACGCCUCCCGAAGGGCUGACAGCAAAGGGACGGCGCACCGGGACACGGAGUCCCUGCACCCGGACAGGCUCCGGGAAGGAGUCCGCGGGAAGGCGCCGGCGGUGACUCUUAACCUGCCGCGGGACGAGAGCAGCAGCUUAACCAGAGAGGAGCUGAACAACAAGCGCUCUCUGCACGACUACGUCCACAAAAACAGAACAAAAGUCAAAACUGUCACGUUCCUUCUGCCUGUGGAAGACAUUUACACAGCCCAACCAGUCUUAAACAGCCACUUAAGCAACCGGACAUCGUACAACGUAACUCUGGAAAAAGACUCAUGAAGUUAAAGCAUAAGGUGAGAGAGCUCUGAGUGUGGCCAAAAAGAGCGGGAGGGUGAAUUCGUGGGGGUAGCGUGCACAAUUCAGGCGCGGCGCUGGUUACUUUGUUUUAGGUUAUCCAGGCAAUCGAUUGUAUCUCAGCUGACUUGGUAACUGAUAUGUGUCCGACA